CCUUCGCACUUCUGGUUGUUGUUUCAAACAAAUAGCAUAGCGUAUUUCUGAAUAAUUAAAAGAAAAUAUAUUAAAACAAAUCUUGAUUUUCACGAGCUGACUUAGAGGAAUAAAACAAGCAGCUUUAAAAAGACCAACAGAAAAGAUCAAGAGAAGAAAAAAGUCAAGAAUUUUUAAGGGAGCAGUUUAUCAAGAGCAAAAGUGAUGGUUGUCGCUGUGAAAGUUUACAAAAAGUCCGCACCGAAUGGCAAGCUAACGGUCUAUCUCGGAAAGCGCGACUUCAUCGACCAUGUCGACUACUGUGAAGUCGUCGACGGCGUCGUGGUGCUGGAUCAGGAGUACUUGCGCGGUCGCAAAGUCUUCGGACAGCUCAUCACCACCUACCGCUAUGGGCGCGAAGAGGACGAGGUCAUGGGGCUGAAGUUCUCGAAGGAGAUGGUCCUCGGCAAGGAGCAGGUCUACCCGAUGGUCAACACCAAGAUGGAGAUGACCCCGAUGCAGGAACGCCUGGUCAAGAAGCUGGGCGCCAACGCGUACCCGUUCACGUUCCACUUCCCGAACAUGUCACCGAGCUCGGUCACGCUGCAAGCCGGCGAAGACGACCAGGGCAAACCGUUGGGUGUGGAGUACUCCAUCAAGGUCUACGUUGGGGAGGAUGAGGAAGAGAAGCCUCACAAGCGUAGCACCGUGGCCCUGCUGGUCAAGAAGCUACAGCACGCCCCGACUAGCCGUGGCCGUCGGCUGCCUUCGUCUCUGGUCAGCAAGGGAUUCACCUUCUCCCAGGGCAAGAUCAACCUGGAAGUGACCCUGGACCGGGAGAUCUACUACCAUGGUGAGAAGAUCGCCGCCAACAUCGUUGUGACCAACAACUCCCGCAAGACUGUCAAGAGCAUCAAGUGCUUCGUAGUGCAGCACUGCGAGGUCACCAUGGUCAACGCCCAGUUCAGCAAACACAUCGCCUCGCUGGAAACCCGGGAAGGUUGCCCGAUCACACCGGGAGCUAGCUUCACCAAGUCCUUCUUCCUGGUUCCGCUGGCCUCCAGCAACAAGGACCGCCGCGGAAUUGCCCUCGAUGGUCACCUGAAGGACGAGGACGUCAAUCUGGCUUCCUCGACCAUGAUCAGCGAAGGCAAGAGCCACUCCGAUGCCAUGGGUAUCAUCAUCUCCUACUCGCUUCGGGUCAAGCUGAACUGCGGAACCCUCGGCGGAGAACUACAGACUGACGUUCCCUUCAAGCUGUUGACGCCUGCUCCUGGAACCGUUGAGCGUGAGCGCGUCAACGCCCUGAAGAAGAUGAAGUCGAUCGAGCGCCAUCGCUACGAGAACUCUCACUACGCCGAUGACGAUGACAACAUCGUCUUCGAAGACUUCGCCCGGCUGCGAAUGAACGAGCCGGAAUAAGUUGUCCGUCCCUACUUGUCCCUCGCUGAUCCAGGUUAGCCACCCUAGUCUUUCACCUCAACUACUCCAUUUCGACCGACCUCCUUUUAACACUGUAAAAUGUUAGAUUUUAUUUUUGUUACAACAAACCAGAACUGUUUAUAACUUCCUUGGAGAAACAAAAAAAAGACCCGGGAUUUAGUUACGAGGGGAAACCCUCAAUCGAAAAACUAUGUGAUAUUUCAAAGAGCUGAUUUGCCUCUCUCUUCUUGGAAAGUCAUUUUAGUUUCGUAUAUUUAGUUUAAAAAAGUAAAAAAACAAAAAAGACAAAAAAUCAAACAAAAAAAUAAGUCAUAAGUAACUCGAAACGUUUUGAUUCAUCGAUUGAUUUGCGGCCGGCACAGUGAGAGCAACUUUCUGGACAACUGCGCAGUUCACCACCACCAACAGAAAUCAACAGAAAAUGUCUGACAAAACAGAAAACACAAACAUCACACAAAGAAGCUCCCGGCAAUAGGUCGUCGAUCAGUCGAUCAAUCGAACAACAAAGCCAACUAACGAUACCAGAAGUGAAACGAAUCGAAAUCAGCGGUCCUGCCGAUCAAAUUCUUGCCUUCGGCUGGGAUUUUCCCAACCCAACUCUCGUUUUUAUUUGAGGAAAUCGCAGCCGAUCGAAACCGAUCGGACCCCGUGACAUUAAGUUUAAGGAAAAAGGAAACUUGAAAAAACUCUUUUAACCUAACAAAAAAAAACUAAGCCAAAAUGUUAUGGAAGCCCCGUAGUUAUUUCAAUUCUUUGUUUCGUGGAACCCCCAAAAAUUUCGGUUGGAGCCUUGAACCUAACUCAUACUAAGAAAUUGGAAAAUUUCUGGACUGAGUUUGGUCACUUUUAAGAAUUUCAAUCGAAACAGCGGCAGGUUCCAUCUGUUUGUCCUUUGAAAGCGAUUCUUUGUUCCCGAAAAAAGGGUGGAGGAAGGAGUCGCUUUCGAAAAAGAAGGGAAAACUCGAUUCCGAUUCCGAUUAGACCGAAGAGUCCAAUCGAAAUCUGAGGAGUUUUCCUCUAAAAGCUUUAAAUCAGGUACCUUAACGUGUAGAUUGUUAUUUGUUAAAUUUUUAGUUUAGUAGUUUUUUAUGUUUUCUAUAGUAUUCAGUUAAAAUUUUAAAUAUAAUAUUGAAGAUAGCUCCCAUAAACUGUGCAAUUUGUAAACAGAACCAAAAAAAAAACAACAAUUAUAAAGAAAUCAAUCACAUUACAAUUUAUGAUUAUUGUUUUAUUUAUCUGUAUCGAGCAAACUGCAUACCUAUCUAUAGCAAUGAUAAGCACUUUUUCGCAAAAGAAACAACCGUUUUAAUAUGAUUGGCAAAUAAUGAAUUGGUUUUUGUAGCUUCAGCAAA
Messenger RNA from Uranotaenia lowii, 2774 nucleotides. It is a transcript of the gene Arr2, whose product is annotated as arrestin homolog. The transcript has 4 exons. Bases 205 to 1401 code for a protein of 398 amino acids. Gene Ontology annotation, biological process: signal transduction; G protein-coupled receptor internalization. The record is from RefSeq and is a predicted model, not a curated record. Gene Ontology annotation, cellular component: cytoplasm. Lineage: Eukaryota; Metazoa; Arthropoda; Insecta; Diptera; Culicidae. Gene Ontology annotation, molecular function: G protein-coupled receptor binding.